AUGAAGAAAAUGGUAGAUUCAAAGGAGCGACAUGGGAACUUGGUAAAGAAGGAGGUGCUGUUUGAGACAGCACUGACUGCUCCAAAGAUGACAGAAGACGAGAGUAAGGACGUGAUGAGCUACAUAAAUAUGCGAUUCAGAGAACGAACAUUCGACAACUACGAAUACAAGGAAGUUAGAGAUGCGUUAGAAGAGGAAGCCUACACGUAUGAGCUAUGCACAGAAAAUAAGGAGCUACUGGAACUGUGGGAUGAUAUCGAAGGAGCCAUUGAUAUGCAUAAAUAUGCAUAA
Molecule: messenger RNA, 291 nt
Organism: Enterospora canceri
Lineage: Eukaryota; Fungi; Microsporidia; Enterocytozoonidae
Source: the annotation of a GenBank genome assembly